AUGUCGCUCUUUACCGCACAGCUUCAUCCCGGACGGGCUCUGGGGUUCUUCACCCUCGGCGCGUCCCUCCACGAUGUCCUGACCCGCGUCAAGGCCGAACCGCAAGCGUUCCCGAAGCUCGAGGUCCUCUACUCCCGCGACCAGCCCGUCACCGAGCCCGUAUGCGUCGUGCUGCCGCAGAACGGCAUCAGGCUGCGCUUCGACGGGCCCGAGCAGCGCCUGCGCCUCAUCGAGGUCAUCGACUUUACAAAGAGCCACAUCACCUUCAAGGACCGCGAUCUGGUACGGCCGGCCGGCACCGGCGCCGCCGCCGCUGCUGAGGUGCCCGGGGAGUCGUCGGCGGGGCCUACCUUUCGGCACAUCUACCAUCGACUACUAGGGCCGACGUACGCGGGCGAGUUCAUCCCCCCCGCGGGAUCAUCGUCGCAGGGCAACGGGACGUAUGUGCUGUCGUAUCCCGGCGUGGCGUUCAACUUUUCCGUGCCCACGUCGGCGUACUCCGCGGACAAGGACGUCGUCUCGCUGCUCUCCGCGUCGUCGUCACAGGUGGCGACCUCCAUGGCCGUCUUCAGCGGCAACUCUUGGGCAGAAGUCCGGCCGACGCUGUGGACGGAGGUGCUGCCGAGCGUCAAGGUGACGUCGACGACGCCUCGCGGCAAGGACGUGUACCCCGACGAGGUGUCCCUGGUGCGGCUGCACGGCGGAGGCAAGAUUCAGCUGUUUCGGAAAUGGACGCCCAACUCCUUCUGGAUCAUCCUGGGCGAGACGACGCCGCAGGACAUUGUGGCGGAGCUGGGCCCGCCGAAUGCGAUUUACCGCAAGAACGACCAGAAGAUGGUGAUUCACAAGAUGCGCGCCGCCAGCAGCAACGCGCAUGGGCGUCCGACCGUCAAGGACCUGGCAGGUCGGCCGGACGAGUCGACGGACACGGACCAGUCCUCCAUGCACACCGGGUCUGACGAGUCGGACAACGAGGCCGCGGUGGAAGACGAGGGCGGGGAGAAUGCGUCGGGGGAGUGCUUCUACAACUACUUUUACUUUGGCUUCGACAUCCUCAUGUCCACGCCCGCGCCGCCGUCGAUGCUGCCGCCGGGCGAGACGCAGGUGCCGGACGACGUGGGCAACGGCAUCAAGAACCACGCGCCCGACCGGCUGGUGGCGACGAAGCUGGUGCUCCACGGCAACAUCCCCGGCUCGUACGAGUUCAACCGGCACCGGCGCUGCCGCUGGGAGAUUAGCUACCUGGACGACUUGGUCGGGGACGGCGGGCACGUCGACUCGGAGAUGGAGUUUAAGGCGAUUGAGAGCCUGAUGCGGAGGAAGUGGGAGGGCGCGUAUCCCUCGGCGGCGGCGGGCGACAAGGCGCAGCAGCAGCAGCAGCAGCAGCAGCAGCAGCCGCGGCAAGGGGGUAUGGUCCUGAACCGCGGCUGGGGGGACAGCCCGGGCAGCAGCUGCGAGUUUUUGGGCGGCUGGGAGGAGAGCGGGGCGAGGAGGCCCGAGGCGAAUAACGGGGAUUCGACGACGACGCUGUAUGGCUUUCCGGGGAUGGUGUUUGAGGUUUUGAGGAAUGAUUAUGUCAAUACCGUCACGGUGUUUUGA
Molecule: messenger RNA, 1599 nt
Organism: Trichoderma reesei QM6a
Lineage: Eukaryota; Fungi; Ascomycota; Sordariomycetes; Hypocreales; Hypocreaceae
Exons: 2
Coding region: 1-1599 (532 amino acids)
Biological process (GO): Golgi to plasma membrane protein transport
Cellular component (GO): trans-Golgi network
Source: RefSeq, a predicted model, not a curated record